Molecule: messenger RNA, 1360 nt
Organism: Phlebotomus papatasi
Lineage: Eukaryota; Metazoa; Arthropoda; Insecta; Diptera; Psychodidae
Product: beta-1,3-glucan-binding protein-like
Exons: 6
Coding region: 99-1268 (389 amino acids)
Biological process (GO): carbohydrate metabolic process
Molecular function (GO): hydrolase activity, hydrolyzing O-glycosyl compounds
Source: RefSeq, a predicted model, not a curated record
AACAGUUUAUCGUGAAAUUUAGUUCUGUUCUAAUCAAUAGAAAAUUGUAAGUUACACUUUUCAAAUAAGUGGUGUGACGUUUUUACAUUGAUCAGUAGAUGAAGCCUCAAUUCUGGCUUGUACUUCACCUUCUUGGUGCCACUUUUGCGGCAUUCCGACCAAGAGACUCAAAAUUGAAAUGUGAACCCUCUCUAACGACAGUCAGUGGAUCACUGGCAAGCGCAAUAACUGGCCCAAUCUGUUCCGGUGAUUUACUUUUUGAGGACAACUUCGACACUCUCGACUAUGAGACGUGGCAACAUGAAAUUACACUAUCAGGAGGUGGUAAUUGGGAAUUCCAAUGGUACACCAACAAUCGAUCCAACUCUUAUGCCGAACAAGGAGUUCUGCACAUUAGACCAUCACUCAGUGCUAAUGACUUUGGUGAACCUUUUCUAACAUCUGGCACUUUGAAUCUUCACGGUGGAGCACCGGCAGAUCAGUGCACAAAUCCUCAAUUUUGGGGCUGUGAACGUACAGGUAAUCCCAUGAAUGUACUAAAUCCCAUCAAGAGUGCUCGCAUCAGAACAGUCAACUCCUUCGCCUUCAAGUAUGGCAAAGUAGAGGUGAAUGCCAAGAUGCCGAGCGGAGAUUGGCUUUGGCCAGCAAUUUGGUUUCUGCCGAAGCACAACUCCUACGGGUCCUGGCCGUCAUCUGGCGAGAUUGAUUUAGUGGAAUCUCGUGGCAAUAGGGAUUUGAUGCAAGGGGGUGUUCAUAUUGGGGUAGAGCAGAUGACGUCAUCUCUCCAAUAUGGCCCAUACCCUCAGCAAAAUGCUUGGAAGACAACCCAUUUUGCACGAAAUACGGCCCAAGGAAAUGGUUUCAACAAAGAUUUUCAUCGUUAUCAAAUGGAAUGGACACCAGAUCGAAUAACAUUCAGUAUCGAUGACGUGGAAACCGGCACCAUAAACGUGGGGGAGGGCUUUUGGUUGUAUGGCAAUUUCGAUCUGAAGGCUCCUGGGACAGAGAAUCCAUGGCGUUUUGGCUCUACUAUGGCCCCUUUUGACCAAGAAUUCUAUUGCAUCAUUAAUCUAGCUGUGGGUGGUACAGGAUACUUCCCCGAUGACGGGGUAAAUCCCGGUGGAAAACCCUGGCUCAAUACAUCUCCCCGGGCUGCUACAGAAUUUUGGAAUGGGCGCAAUCAAUGGCUACCCACAUGGAAACUUGAGGAGAAUUUCUCCAAAGAUGCUUCCCUUCAAGUUGAUUAUGUCCGGAUUUGGGCACUUUAAACUACAUGGGGAUUAAUGGGGGAUUUCUCUAGUAUUUAGUCAUUCUUCUUAUAGAGGGGAAUUAGAAAAUAUACUGCAAGCAUGAUGAAAAA